Podarcis muralis (Common wall lizard) is the source of this 2771-nucleotide messenger RNA. It is a transcript of the gene KLHDC8B, whose product is annotated as kelch domain containing 8B. The record is from RefSeq and is a predicted model, not a curated record. Gene Ontology annotation, biological process: nuclear chromosome segregation; mitotic cytokinetic process; mitotic nuclear division. Gene Ontology annotation, cellular component: intercellular bridge; cellularization cleavage furrow; midbody. Gene Ontology annotation, molecular function: protein binding. Lineage: Eukaryota; Metazoa; Chordata; Lepidosauria; Squamata; Lacertidae.
GGGGAGAAGCUGGAUCGGAGCAGGGGAGCCGCGAGAAGAAGCCGCGAUCCCCUCCCCUCCAACAACACCCCCAGCGCCUGCAGAGUUUGGACCGCGCAGUCCGGGGAGGAUAACAUAGUUUCUACGUACAGCAGCCUUUCUCAGGGAUGUCCAAAGUAUACACCAUUUACAGCCAGGAUAGAUUCGUUGUCCAGGACUCAUCAUCUGCACAAGACCUGACAAGACAAACAGAUCCAGAAGACAACUUGCCGAGAGAGCCGUAUUUCCAAAGACUGGCUUGUGUGUAUUAGACAUUUGGUGGCUACCUCCAACAUUUCAGGCCUGGACGUGAGGCAUCUCUUGCAGAAAACCCCUCGCAAUUCCGGUUAGGAAUGGUUCCCUCCCCACCGGAGACAGCAUCCCUCGGGCAUCACGGCGUUCCUUGCCUUCUCCCUCAGGAGUCCUUGGCCUCUCCUUGCGGCCAUAUUUGCUUCCCAGUCUACUAAUGCCUUGUGGAUGCGGAGUUUCAGCGACGCAGGAAGGAAGGCCUACCAACUGCCUCAGGCCAAUCCCUAUAGGUCUCUGGGGGGCUGCCCCACGGAGACACCGAGCCAGCGCAGGGGCCGUCGCCAUGUCUGCCUCCUGAGAUGCCAGGCUGUUGGGCGACAUGGAAGCCGCCAGUGCCAAAUCCUUCUUCUGGGAGGCUUUCCCGCCCAUGCCAACUUGCCGGGUCUACUGCAGCCCAACCUUCCAGGAUGGGCACCUCUUUGUGGUGGGGGGCUGCAGCCAGCAAGGCCAGCCCCUGGACACGGUGGAGAUGUUGGAUAUUGUUUCGCGCAAGUGGACGGCGCUGCCUCCAAUGGCCACCCCGCGGGCAGGGGCUGCGGCAGUGAUGCUUGGCAAGGACGUGCUGGUGAUCGGAGGGGUGGACGCCACGCAGAGCCCGCUGGCCUCGGUCGAAGUCUACCAUGCGGAUGAGGGCAGGUGGGAGAAGAAAGCAGACCUUGCCCAGGCUUCCAUGGGCGUCUCUGCAGUCGAGAAAGAUGGUGUUGUCUACGCUCUAGGCGGGAUGGGUGCAGACACCUCUCCACAAGCUCUGGUGCGAAUGUAUGACCCGGCAAAGGAUCACUGGCAGCCCCUGCCUUCUAUGCCCACCCCCUGCUAUGGGGCCUCCACUUUCUUGCACGGGAGCAAGAUCUACGUGAUGGGAGGAAGGCAAGGCAAGCUGCCCGUAACGGCCUUCGAAGCCCUGGAUCUGGAAGUGAGGAGCUGGACCCGCUACCCGAGUGUGCCCAGCCGGCGUGCCUUUGCCAGCUGUGCCACGUUGGACGGCUGCUUUUUCAGCCUGGGAGGGCUGCAGCAGCCGGGACCCCACAACUUCUACUCCCGGCCCCACUUUGUCAACACUGUGGAGAUGUUUGACUUGGAGGAGGGGUCCUGGAAUCGGCUGAGCCGUGCCAUCCGCAUGAGGGACAAGAGGGCUGACUUCGUGGCUGGACGCUUGGGUGGCCGCGUGGUAGCAGCAGGCGGCCUUGGGAACCAGUCAAGUGCUCUUGGAUCUGUGGAAGGAUUUAACUUGGCGAGGAAGAAAUGGGAGCCCUUGCCGCCCAUGCCCACCGGCCGCUGCUCCUGUUCCAGCUUGGAGGCUGCCAACCUGCUCUUUGUGAUCGGAGGGGUGGCCCAGGGUCCCAGCAGCGCCGUGGAGGCCCUGUGCCUUCAGGAAGGCGUCUGAGCGAUGCUUGCCGGCGGAGAGAUUUCUUCUGCCAAUACAAGCCGAGAGGACUAAAGUGCCUGACGACGACGGGACAUGCAUACAAGGGAGCAGGGAGGAGAGCAUGUGCUUCGUUGCCGGCGCGGCGCCCUGCAGCAGCGACCUUUCCCUUUGCUGUUCUCCAAGUAGCUCAUUUCAUCUUUGCAAAGCAUAGAGUAGUAGCUCAGAGACUGGGGCAGCCCUGCACUGUCAGCAGGGCACAGGCGAAGCGCCUUAGCAGCGCACCCAGCCAGCCGAAGCGAGGUCUACUACUUUCUCAGUGCCACGGCAGGCGCAGAAGGUCCCCUGCUUCCCAGCCAUGGCUUCUUCAUUGCGUGCAGCCUUCCGACUCCAAAGGAACAUGGCGAGAAUAUGGGCUGCGCCGUGCUCAGGUUGAAGCGGCAGAGCGAUGGCCAACCAGAAUGCUCCAUUCAGCACCCUCCCCUUUCAUUGUCUGUCCCGCUGUUGAACUUUAGAUUGUAAGCUCUCUGGGGCACAGGCCUCCCCUCCCCUUUCCUCCCUCUUUGCUUAUGCUACUCCGUAAACUCGCCAUGUAUAACGGAUAUCAGUAGUGCUAUAUUGACAGCUCACGUUCUACUGCACCGCUGUUAAGGCUGCCAGUAAAAGGGCGAGCAAUGAGCCUGGGAGACGAACGCAGCUGUGAAGCAGCCAUACAGCCCAAGACACAGCUCCACCUGCAUUCUUGCCAUGCUCAUUGGGCUGCGUGGGUCUGGCCCUUAACUCCGAAGACAGCAAGGUUUCCUCAGCAGGCUCUGGGGAGGAGCGGUGGAAGGUGCAGGCACAAAGCGGAGCAGGCACUCCAGUGUUUCUGCUUUUGAGUUGCCAUUGCUAUCCUUGCGCUGAUGUCUUUUACGCUGCACAGCUGAGUUGACUCCAGGAAGGCCGGGUGCAGCCACGACACCCUCUUGUGUGUUCCUAACUUGGUCUGUGUCUCAUGUAGCACAUAAGGUGCCCUCUAGCCCAGUGCCUAGGAGGUGGUGUAGCACCUCAUGCCAAUAAAACCAGUGGAUUUUUUUCUCUC